AUGCGCGUGGACUUCAACGUGCCGCUCAAAGACGGGAAAGUUGCUGACGCAACUCGAAUUGCUGCAACAAUUCCGACAAUAAAGUUCGCGCUGCAGCACGGGGCGCGGGCGGUGCUGCUGCUGUCGCACUGCGGGCGGCCGGACGGGCGGGUGCAGCAGCAGUACAGCCUGAGGCCGGUGGUGCCGGUGCUGCAGCAGCUGCUGCAGCAGCAGCAGGUCAGCAGCAAGGUGUCUUUCGUCGAGGACUGCGUGGGGCCCCAGGCCGAAGCAGCAGCAGCAAAUGCGCAAAAUGGAGAAGUGCUGCUGCUCGAAAACCUCCGCUUUCACCUCGAAGAAGAAGGGAAGGGAGAAGACGCAAAUGGAAAUAAAGUCAAAGCAGACUCCAAACAAGUCGAGGCCUUCCGCAACAGCCUCACCAAACUCGGCGACAUUUUCGUGAACGACGCGUUCGGCACUGCGCACCGCGCGCACGCGUCGAUGGUGGGGGUGAACUUGCCGGUGAAAGCUGCGGGACUUUUGAUGAAAAAAGAGUUGGAUUACUUUUCAAAAGCUCUGGAAAACCCGCAAAAGCCAUUUCUGGCCAUUCUGGGCGGCGCCAAGGUCAAGGACAAGAUCCAGCUCAUCAAGAACCUCCUCAGCAAAGUGGAUCUGAUGAUAAUCGGCGGCGGAAUGGCGUUUACUUUCAAGAAAGUUCUGGAGAACAUGAAGAUCGGGAACUCCUUGUUCGACGAAGACGGGGCCAAGAUCGUGGCCGAAAUCAUGCAGGAGGCGAAGGCCAAAAACGUCGAAGUCCUUUUGCCCGUCGACUUCGUCUGCGGCGACAAAUUUGCUGCUGAUGCCAACACGCAAAUCUGCGAAGACAAAGCGGGAGUGCCUGACGGCUGGAUGGGGCUCGAUGUGGGGCCCAAGACCGUGGAACUCGCCAAGGCUAUGAUAAGCCGGGCGAAGACGAUCGUGUGGAACGGCCCGCCGGGCGUUUUCGAAAUGCCCGCGUUUGCAAAGGGCUCCACAGCCUUUGCCGAGGCUGUUGCUGCAGCAACAGCAGCAGGAGCAACUUCAAUAGUGGGGGGAGGCGACACAGCCUCUUUGGUGGAGAAGUGCGGCAUGGCUCCCAAGAUGAGCCACGUUUCCACGGGAGGGGGGGCCUCUCUGGAGCUCCUGGAGGGCAAGGAGCUCCCCGGAGUGGCUGCUCUGUCUUCAAAGUAA
This is a messenger RNA of Eimeria tenella, 1206 nucleotides long. RefSeq names its product phosphoglycerate kinase. The record is from RefSeq and is a predicted model, not a curated record. Bases 1 to 1206 code for a protein of 401 amino acids. Lineage: Eukaryota; Apicomplexa; Conoidasida; Eucoccidiorida; Eimeriidae. The transcript is spliced from 4 exons. Gene Ontology annotation, cellular component: cytosol. Gene Ontology annotation, molecular function: ATP binding; phosphoglycerate kinase activity; ADP binding. Gene Ontology annotation, biological process: gluconeogenesis; glycolytic process.